GAAAAGCGGAGCGCGGUAGCGCGCUGCACCGCGCUGCACUCGUCCUCGUCGCGCGUUCUAACGACGACGGUGACGAGAAGAGAGAGGACGGUGACGGUGACGACGACAACGACGACGGCCGCAGCGGCGACAGAGGGAUCAGAGGGCGCGACAGCGACGAGGACGACGACGACGGCAGUAGCGACGGUGGCUGGCAAACUAGAGACGCGCGAGAUGGCAUCCGACGGGAUUCGAUAGAUUCGCGAUCGCAGGAGAAGUAAGGCUCCCCCCGACGAUAGAUAUUAAUGGCUGACAAUUACAGUAGGAUGGAAUGGGUGGAGAUCAUAGAGCCACGCACCAAGGAACACAUGUACGCGAACCUGACCACGGGAGAAUGCGUAUGGGAUCCUCCACCGGGUGUACCUGUGAAAAAGACGGACAACAAUCAGUGGUGGGAGUUAUUCGAUCAGAAUACCUCGCGGUUUUAUUAUUACAACGCAACGUCUCAGAAGACCGUAUGGCACCGCCCGACGGAUUGUGACAUCAUACCGUUGGCGAAACUUCAGACGCUAAAACAGAAUACGGAACCUGCAAGCGGUAGCACAUCCGAUACUCAAAAGGUAACUGAGCCGAGAAAGAAAGAAUCUGUUUCGACGCAGACGCAAACUCCUUCAGUUAGUCGAUCGACACGAUUUAAUCAUCAGGAAAAUACGAAUCUCACUCCGACAUUGCAAGCUCUUUCUCUUGGUACGAAUAAAACACGGACUUCUACGGUUGGCGUUGAUCUUCAGACUUCUCCUCCUUCUCCGUCUCCGUCCGCGAGGCGACAUCAUCAUCACCAUCAUCAUCACAAUAACAGGCAUCACAGGCACCAUGAUGUACCUACAACACGUACCAGACAACACAAUCAUUCACAGGAUUCUGGUAGAUCCAGCGACAGUUCCGUCUCGCAUAGUAGGACCUCCUUGGAGUCGACCGGUUAUCGUUUGUUGGAUUCGCCGCAUAGGCACCAUCAUCGUUCAGCCGCGCAAACGCCGGUGAACACCGCACAAUCCUCUCCUAGGCAGCACAGUAGCGGCACUCUGGAGACUAGAUGCCACAAGAGUGGGACUCUCGAAAGUGUGAAAAAUCAGAAAUCUGUAUCGUUAGUAGGAGAACCACCGCCACUGGGUCUAUCACUUUCGACCAGCACACCUCUGUUUAAGAAGAAGACAUUCACUGAUCCACAACGCGAAGGUAGGGCUGGAAACUUGGACCUAGACAAAAGUAAAAAUGGCAGAGAAAGUAGUAGAGGCUCGUAUGGUCCUGAGCCGAGUACAUCGCCAUAUCGCGAUUCUCUGAUGGAAUCCCGAGUCUUCAGGCAGGAAAUGCCACCAUAUCGUCCGCCUGAGGUUCAACUUAGCCAUAGUUACAAAUCACAGAGCGAGAAGUAUGGUUCCUUAAUGGAGAGUGGCAAUCGUUACCAUAGGGAUAGAGAACGGGAAAUGCAGCAACAUCAUCGAGAACGAGUCAAUAGUCUUGACAAGACGAACCCGCCAGGCUUUUAUCCGAGUUCCAUACAUUCAAGAAACAUGAAUAAACAGCCGCAGGAUGGUACAGGUAGCAUAGGUAGAAGACAUCAUGGAUGUUCCGCGUCGCUUUCGGAAGCAAAUGUCAGGGACGUAUAUGGUGCAAUGUUAUCUGAGAGAAACGAUCCUGCCAAGAGUCUCGGCAGAUCUGCUGGCGUACAUAGUGGUAAUUCUUCAAAACAAAGAGGUCUUGAAGCGGUAGAGCGGGAGAGAGAGCGGGAGCGAGAUAGGGAGAAGGAGUAUAGGCGAAACACAGCGUGCAAUAACUCAUUGGAUAGUGUGCCGCAGCCGUUGGGUCGUAGUUACAGUUUUGUGCAACAGCAAAAGCAGCAACAAAAGAUACAGCAACAGUUACAGCAACAACAGCAACAACAGCAGCAAGCUAGAAGGAGAGAACGAGACGACGAUGCUAUGCACGAACGUUACUUGAUGAUAAGUCAAACCCACGAACAAUCUAGACAGAGACUCAGUAGUAAUACUAGCAGUAGUAACAGCAGCAACAGCAGCAGCAACAGUGCCGCGGGUGAAGAAACUGAGGGUCACGCCGAAGGAGACGAUAUCAAGAAGAAAAGAAGUAAUGGAAAUCCCAGUCCUCCGCCAUCGCCGUUUUACGGUAACCUUCUGGCUGAUGCUGAUCAUCUGUUACCGUUACAACAUUAUAUCCUUCAACAAGCAAAAUUAUCAGGUUGUUACAAGUUUGGAGAUCCUUUAUUAGUAGAAGAAGGGGAAGAUUCUUUAGAUGAAGAAGGUGGUAGAGGCGAAGGUAUUGGCGGAAGAGGUGAUGACGAUUCCGAUGAUCAAUUCGCCGACGACGAAGCGGCCAGCAAUCAAGGCGAUUCUUCCAGUCAAGAAUAUCUCGAGGAUCAUUACGCGGAUUUAGGUAAUUACGAUACCGCGGGCUUAGCGACUUACUAUACCACAGCCGAUACCCUGACAAGGCCGCAAGCGCGACCACCUUCACCGCCGAAUAUCGUGUCUCAAACGGAAGUGAGAGAUAGCGUAGUGACUACUAGACAGGUCUCUGUACCCACCGUAAGUUCAACUCCGAGUAUUGGUAUAACGAAUGUCGAUAACACUGAUCUGGAGGAAGCGCGAAGAGACGACAGUACGGGCGGUGGCGACAUCGAAAAAUAUGCACAGGACAAUCUCAAUUUGAAUUGCGGCAGACCGAAAGGACUGAGACUGCUAUUUCGAAAGAAGUUCAGCGUUCGAGACAUUCUCAGUUGGUCGAAAGAUCCAAUUCCGCAACCGAUGCUCGCGAUGGUGGACGGUGAGAAACUACUAAAAAGAGAGGCUUGCAAUUUAUUCCGAUUGGUUCAAGUAUAUAUGGGAGAUCGCAAAGCAAAUGUUGGUAUGACAUUGGACGGCGUCGCCAUGGAUAUCGUGAAUACCGCGUUCACGAAGCCGCCUCUGCGGGAUGAAUUGUACGUUCAGAUCUGCCGACAGACGACGGAGAAUCCGCGGAAGGAGAGCCUGCGACGCGGAUGGGAAUUGAUGGCUGUGUGUUUGGCUUUCGUGCCGCCUAGCGCUACAUUCGAGCCCUACCUGGAGGGCUACAUGAAUAGGCAUCGCGAUCCAAACUUCCAGUUUCCUGAGGUCGCCAAGUGGCCAAUACACGUGCAAGUCAGUCAUUACGCGACUGUAGCUUGCAGACGAUUACAGCGGAUCGGCGCGCACGGUAAACGACAGCCUCGCAAAGCUACGGUGGAAGAUAUCGACCAAGCGAGGAUACAAAUCUUCCGCGCGUCUAUGUUCGGCGCGACACUCUCGGAAGUAAUGGCUUUACAAAGGGACCGCUUCCCGCUUAGAGAGUUACCAUGGAUACAGACUACGCUGACACGCCAAGUGCUUGUGCGUGGUGGUACGCUAACUGAGGGUAUCUUCCGGGUGUCUGCGGACGCCGAUGAAGUCAGCGCGUUGAAAUCUUGUCUGGACAGGUUUGAGGAUGGUGCGAUUCUGGCAGCUUCACAGGACGCUCAUGCACCCGCCUCCUUAUUGAAAUUAUGGGUACGCGAGUUGUACGAGCCGUUGAUACCGGAUUCCUUCUACGUAGAAUGCGUGUCCAUGCGGCAUGACGAUCCGGAAGCGUCUGCGGCAAAUGUGGCUGCGCUUGUCGAACGUUUACCGGAUCUUAACCGUCGUGUGCUGUGUCAUCUAAUACGUUUCCUACAGAUAUUCGCUAGACCCGAGGUGGUUGCCCGUACUAAAAUGGACGCCAAUAAUCUUGCGAUGGUGAUGGCGCCGAAUGUAUUGCGGUGUACGUCCCAAGAUCCUCGGGUAAUUUUAGAGAAUGCACGGAAGGAGAUGGCCUUCGUCCGUACUCUCAUCGAGUCAUUAGACACCGCUUGGGUCGAUGAUCUUCACUGACCGUAUCCUAUCGCGCUAGAAAAAAGUCCGCUCUAGACUAUUAUGCCAAAUGAAUCAGCUGUAUAGUCACGUCUAUUGUUAGUUAUCUCUUUCUCUCUCUUUCACUGUUCUCAAUUUAUCUUCACACACUCUUCUUGUUUGUCCAGUCACCAGUUUUUCCCCAUAGUCCUCCUAUAUAAAUGUUCUUCGUAACGGUAAUUUAGUGCUAAAGUCUACCAAGCUAAUCGAUCAAACCUGCUCCCUUAUUUCCUAUUUAUUAUUUAUAUACAGAUUCUAUGUUAUAUGACAGAUUUUAGAGAUUAUAUUAGAUUAUAUUAUGUAUAUCGCUAUAUUAUAUCAUAUUAUAUAUUUUACCAAUCCCUUGUUACCGCGUCGAACAAACGUGGACGGCUUUUUUACUCAAUCAUUGUUGAAUCUCGUGUAAGAUAAAAGAGAAGAAUCAUGUGUUACCGUGUAUAGCUGCGCUCCGCGAUAAUCUUUUUGUAUAAGCGACGGAUUAACGUGUAAAGCGUUUUAUCGAGGAGUAAACACUGCGAAAGAUUAGCAAGCUGUAGUCGCAGGUGUGUUUCUUCCCCCGAGAUCUCCAAGAACAAAUAUAACACAUUUUACAUAAA
Molecule: messenger RNA, 4528 nt
Organism: Acromyrmex echinatior (Panamanian leafcutter ant)
Lineage: Eukaryota; Metazoa; Arthropoda; Insecta; Hymenoptera; Formicidae
Gene: RhoGAP93B
Product: MyTH4 and RhoGAP_KIAA1688 domain-containing protein RhoGAP93B
Biological process (GO): signal transduction
Cellular component (GO): cytoskeleton; cytoplasm
Molecular function (GO): protein binding; GTPase activator activity
Source: RefSeq, a predicted model, not a curated record